CCCAGUUUAUUUUUUGGCUUCCUCUCCGUCUCUUUUCUGGCCAUCGUUCCUUCCCAUCGGCCUCUUCACCUAGGGAUUGACGUCCUUAGAGAACAUAGGCUUUUGGGGAGGAGGUCUAAAGCCCUCCAACGAGGGGAGACACAUAGUUCUAGAGAGGUUUAGGUGCAGGACAGGACUUUGGAUUUAGGGAUCCUCCGGGGCAUUUUCUUCUACAGUUGAAGCCAUGGAAGGGGGCGUCCAUAAAGCGGACAAUACAGAAUUUAAGGAAUGUUUUAGUCUGACAUGGAAACAGCCAUACAUUCUUCGCCUUGCACUCUCUGCCGGCAUUGGUGGUCUUCUUUUUGGCUACGACACAGGUGUUAUCUCUGGAGCACUACUAUACAUUCGUGAUGACUUCCGACAAGUUGAUAGAAGUACUGUACUCCAGGAAACCAUUGUGAGCAUGGCUGUAGCUGGAGCUAUAGUUGGCGCUGCAUUUGGUGGAUGGAUGAAUGACAGAUUUGGAAGGAGACCUUCAAUACUGUUUGCUGAUCUGUUGUUCUUUAUUGGUGCCGUCAUAAUGGCUAUUGCACCAAUUCCUGAAAUUAUAAUCCUGGGGAGAAUCUUUGUGGGCAUUGGAGUUGGGAUGGCUUCCAUGACUUCUCCUCUCUACAUUUCUGAAGCUUCUCCUGCCAGAAUUAGAGGUGCUCUUGUCAGCACUAAUGGGUUACUUAUUACAGGAGGACAAUUUCUGUCCUACCUCAUAAAUCUGGCUUUCACUAAGACCCCAGGAACUUGGCGCUGGAUGCUCGGUGUGGCCGGAGUUCCUGCUGUUGUUCAGUUUAUAUUGAUGCUGAUGCUUCCAGAGUCACCUAGGUGGCUGUACAGAAAGGAAAGAAAAGAGGAAGCUGCAGAGAUCUUGAGAAAGAUAUACCCGUCUCAUGAAGUUGAGAAAGAAAUCGAAGCUUUACGGCUGUCGAUUGAAGCUGAAAUAGCAGAGGAAGGUUCCAUUGGGGGAGGUGGCACGUUCAGCAAAUUAAAGAAGGCAACAGGUAGUGUGGUUGUUCGCAGAGCGCUUGUGGCCGGCAUUGUUGUGCAGGUAGCUCAGCAAUUUGUGGGUAUCAACACGGUUAUGUAUUACAGCCCCACAAUAGUUCAAUUGGCUGGUUUUGCUUCCAAUAGCACAGCCUUGGCGCUGUCUCUCAUAACCUCUGGUCUCAAUGCCUUGGGUUCCAUCGUCAGUAUCUUCUUCGUCGACAGAGCCGGAAGGAGAAAGCUGCUUCUUAUCAGUUUGGUUGGAAUCAUUACGUGCUUGGCCUUGCUGAGUGGUGUCUUCUUUGGAGUUGCUUCACAUUCGCCGGCAGUUGAAUUGCCGAAUCCGGCCGGUGGAAACUCUACGUGCCCUGAUUUCAAGCCGGCUUCGGGCAUGACGUGGACGUGCAUGGAUUGCGUGAAAGCCGCCUCUGGGUGUGGAUUUUGUGCUCACGAUGGAGAUAAACUUCUUCCUGGGACCUGCUUGUCGUCUGAGACUGAUGGAAAACGAUUAUGUGAAACAUCAAGCCGGGAAUGGUACACUCGCGGCUGCCCAAGCAACUUUGGCUGGUUGGCUCUCAUUGCUCUCGGAGCAUAUAUCAUCUCCUACUCUCCGGGCAUGGGCACCGUCCCUUGGAUUGUCAACUCUGAGAUCUACCCUCUCAGAUACCGAGGAGUCUGCGGUGGGUUGGCCGCGGUGGCGAAUUGGGUCUCCAAUCUGAUCGUCACACAGACAUUCUUGAGCUUGACGGAGGCCUUAGGCACUGCGCCAACAUUCCUCUUGUUCUGCUGUGUUUCCGUGGUUGCGCUCGUUCUCAUUUUUUUGCUUGUGCCCGAGACCAAAGGACUGCAGUUCGAAGAGGUGGAGAAGAUGCUGGAGAGUAAAAGCUACAAGGCUUGGGAGAAGAGCUCUGUCCGAGCUCAAUCUUAGCCAAAUGUGCGUAUCACUAUUCACUGCCAAAAGUCUGUCCUGCAUUGGUAAUAUAAUAAUGAGUUAUUCCUUUCUCGGUUGAAUGUGACAAAUGCUGAUGACUAAUCCUGGGAAUAUGGAGCUCAAAAGAAUUUGGUCUUGAAAUGAUC
Phoenix dactylifera (date palm) is the source of this 2091-nucleotide messenger RNA. RefSeq names its product putative inositol transporter 2. NCBI's taxonomy places the organism in Eukaryota, Viridiplantae, Streptophyta, Magnoliopsida, Arecales, Arecaceae. The record is from RefSeq and is a predicted model, not a curated record. Gene Ontology annotation, biological process: transmembrane transport; myo-inositol transport. Gene Ontology annotation, cellular component: membrane. Gene Ontology annotation, molecular function: myo-inositol:proton symporter activity.